AUGCACGCAUGUGUUUAUGCGAAUGUCUGGCCUGGAUUUUUUUUGAGGGGUUUUCUUUUGCUCGCCUUAGUUCUUAAUCGCGUCUUUAUUAUUAUUAUUAUUAUUAUUAUUAUUAUUAUUAUUAUUAUUAUUAUUAUUAUUAUUUUUUGCGUGUGUACAAUUUCUCGUUUCACACUCUUUUUUCUAAUGAAUUUAUUAUUGUUAUUUAUAUACACAGUAAUAAUGUCUCGUCGAAAGCCCAAUCUGACGUUGUCCACUCCAGAGACUACGCUGCAAGUUUUGGAUAUGGGGUUGGACUUCCGUUCCUAUUUAUCGCGUGUAGACGAUAGUGGCAUACCUGUUCUUGGAAACGUCAUAUCAUAUGAGGCCAGCAAGAUACCCGAUGUUUUUGAGCCUACAGUGGGACUGCUUGUAACGAUUUUGCACAUGUAUACACAAAGCACUUCCACUGCCUCUGCUUUUGUUUGGCUCAAAACUUACGAAUCCAUUCAAAAGGUGUACUUAGAUCAUGUAGAUCAAGAAAAUAAUGAGACCGCAAGAUAUGCUACUGAGGCGCGUUUGGCUAUAUUGAGCCAUUUAUCAGGUGGUAUGGUGACUGACGGUAGUGGUCUUUACGAAAAACUACUACUUCUUCUUGAUCAACAAAGUGGUAUUCGUGGUGCACAGGCACCAUCUCAAAGAAAAGUUCCGCGAGAACCAAAGGGUGCGUUCUGUAACCUUCAUUUAGCAGAUCAAAAAUGUUAUCAGGAUUUUGCCUGCAAUCAGUUACAUCUUCAUGAAGCAGGCCCUGUCAGGCAUCGAAUAAAUUUUUUUAUGAGACUUAUUGAGGUUUUAAAGGCUGAAAAAAGAUCCAAGAUGCAAAUACUUCACCGAAUAAAGGAUUCUAUUUUUUUUGCCCGCUAUGGAAAUAAAGUAACAGUUCAAUGUCAUGGUAAGUGGAUCCCUUUUUUCAAGACUGUCUAUACGGAUGGAAGGCUUGAGCAGGCAUUUCGAAUGCAACAGUUUUCUUGUAACAAUAAUGGGUGUUCCGAUGAGCACUGUAAAGGGAUACACGCUCAGGAACGCCGUGUGGUCUCUUCGAGCAGGCAGGUGGAUCUUCAUAAUCCUCAGGCCCUAGCUAUCCAGGUCGAGGAUGAAGGACAACACCUUCUUUCAUUGGCUGGUGUCUACAAAAAUCAAGUAUCAGAACCACCUCCUUCACUUUCUCUUUCCUCUCCCAUGGUGACCAUUGCUUCCCCAACUUCUGAGCUUUGGAGAAGCACGGUUCGGGAAUAUGUUCGUCAAACAGGAAUACCGCAGCUACAGGCCGACGAAUCACUGCUUAGAACAUUACAAGAUGCAAAUGUUGUUGGAACACCUGCUGCUUCAACGGAGAGUUUAACACCUUUAUUGGAUGAACUCGAACUGCACGCAUUUAAUUCUAAUACAUCACCGCGGAAUGAGUCCUGA
This is a messenger RNA of Trypanosoma cruzi, 1449 nucleotides long. RefSeq lists its product as uncharacterized. Lineage: Eukaryota; Euglenozoa; Kinetoplastea; Trypanosomatida; Trypanosomatidae. The transcript has a single exon. The coding region runs from base 1 to 1449 and encodes 482 amino acids. The record is from RefSeq and is a predicted model, not a curated record.